UACGCGUUUAAGUAACGCGUGGAAUCAAUAUCUGAAAUCAGAAGAGAACACUCCUUUCGCUAUAAAUAUUCAGGCAGCGGAAACACCUCUCUUCUUCUCACAUUCAGUUCUACUUCGACCGCACGUCUUGCAGAGCGCUUUUCAAGGUGAUAGUUUUAAUUGAGAUCAGAGAGAAUGGGAGGUGGAGAGGAUAAACAUAAUGAAUCUGACAGAGGGUUCUUCUCUAAUUUGGCCCAUAAUGUUACACACGGGCAUCCACCUGGUGGGCACUACCCCCCUGGACAGUACCCGCCUGCACCUGGAGGUUACCCUCCACAAGGCGGCUAUCCACCAUCUGGCUAUCCACCGCAAGGGGGCUAUCCACCACAAGGGGGCUAUCCACCACAAGGCGGCUAUCCACCACAAGGCGGCUAUCCACCAUCUGGUUAUCCACAGCAAGGCUAUCCGCCAUCAGGUUAUCCUGGUCCAUCUGGUCAUCAUGCUCCAUCUGGUCAUCAUCACUCAGGAGGGGGAUCUAUGGGAGCCAUGCUAGCAGGAGGUGCUGCCGCUGCUGCAGCCGCCGCUGGUGUUGCCCAUUUGGCGCAUGGCAGUCACCAUGGUCAGUAUGGUCACGGCAUGGGUCAGUAUGGUCACGGUAUGGGUCACUAUGGUCAUGGGAAAUUCAAGCAGGGGAAAUUCAAGCAUGGCAAAGGAAAGCAUAAGGGAAAGCACGGAGGAUUUGGCAUGCACGGAGGCAAAUUCAAGAAGUGGAAGUGAUUUACUACAGAAUAUAACUAUGAUUUAAUCCUGGACUGUAAAAAUUAAAGCAGCCAAUGUGUCUGCUAUAUCUAGUUCUUUUACUUUCGGAUGUACGCGUGUGAUUGAUGUCCACCGGCGCUAGCAUACUGUUGUACCGGCAACAUGCACUUAGUUACUGAGAGCAGUUGAGCGGGAAAGAAGAAAAUAUAGUUAUGUUAUGAUUGUUAUUUGGCCUGAUGUGUAGGCUGGGGUUUUACUUGUUUCAGUAUUUCGGCUUGCAAUAUGUAUGAAAUGACUUAUAUUCCUCAUAACUUGUUGUCUAUUUUGUAUAAUUA
Molecule: messenger RNA, 1073 nt
Organism: Sesamum indicum (sesame)
Lineage: Eukaryota; Viridiplantae; Streptophyta; Magnoliopsida; Lamiales; Pedaliaceae
Product: proline-rich family protein
Source: RefSeq, a predicted model, not a curated record